Ornithodoros turicata is the source of this 2031-nucleotide messenger RNA. RefSeq names its product actin nucleation-promoting factor WASL-like. The transcript is spliced from 14 exons. Gene Ontology annotation, biological process: actin filament organization. NCBI's taxonomy places the organism in Eukaryota, Metazoa, Arthropoda, Arachnida, Ixodida, Argasidae. The record is from RefSeq and is a predicted model, not a curated record. The coding region runs from base 62 to 1717 and encodes 551 amino acids.
GAUAGGGGAUAGGUGGGUCACGAGCUGGAGUGCUGAAGACUCCAGACAAGGAUGUCGCAAGAUGUACCUUAUAACAGGAGACAUGUCUCGGCCGCGCUCGUACCGCGUUUUACCGCAAGCGAAAACUUCAAAGUUCUUGACAGGGGAUGAGAACGAAACACUGGCAAGUGCAUGUACAGACAGGGAAUGGCAGAUCUUAGCACUUGGAGUGGCAGAAGUGUACAAGUCAGGCUCCAGUGACAGGCACGAUACAUGGAGUCGGGCGCACAGUGGUGUUGUAUGUUUUAUCAAAGAUUGUGCUGCGAAAGCGUUCCUCAUCACGGUGUUCGAUUUUAACAGAAAUGAUUUUGUUUGGGAGCAGAAGCUUUUUUCCGGGUUCUCAUACAAAGCGCCGCUAAGUUAUUUUCACAUUUUUGAAGCUGACGAUUGCGAAGCGGGCCUUAAAUUUGCAUAUGAGGCAGAAGCUCGAAGCUUUCAUGCUUCUGUUGAGGAAAAACUGGAGUCAAGACGACGGAAACGAGAAGAAUGGAAACCAAAUCAGAGUACUGCGCCAUCUUUAGUGCAUAAGCAUGACCCUCAGAUUCCUUGCAGUGCAAAUGGCAUUUCCAGCCAGUAUCUUUCUAAAAAGCGAAAGCACAGAAAGAAAAGAAUGGAGCGAAGGGUUGCCAAGGAUGACAUUAGUUCACCCAUGGACUUCAAGCAUGUUCAACACGUGGGAUGGGAUCCCACCAAAGGAUUUGAUCUCCACAAUGUGGUCGACGUGGAGCUGAACAAUUUCUUCAAACUAGCCAAUGUUUCUGCGAAAGACCUUGAGGAUGCCUCAACACGAAAGUUUAUCUAUGAUUUCAUAGAAAAGAACGGAGUCAUCAAGGCCCUCAAGGACGCCUCAAAUCCAUCGGCGCCACCACAAGUUCAAAACAGAGAAGUAACCCCAUCGUCUGGAAGUUACCCGGCCACUCCAAGCAGUAGACCUCCACGACCAACACCGCGAAGACAAAAAGUGCCAUCAAGGCAACAACAGCCCAGUGUGCCAAUCAGUAAUGGUACAGUAAUGGGCAGUCCACCUCCACCGCCACCUCAACCUCCUCCCCUGGACUUUGGUGCCUCACGGAUGAAUGGAGGUGCCCCAGCAUCAUCACCGCCACCAUCGCCGCCCCCUGGACUGCCUGGUGAUGGGGAUGAUUCGAGGUCUGCUCUCUUGGACCAGACACGCAGGGAAAAGGCACUCAACGAUUGCGAAGCAGACCUUAACUUUGGAUAUGAAGCAGAAGCUCGAAGCUUUCAUGCUUCUGUUGAGGAAAAACUGGAGUCAAGACGACGGAAACGAGAAGUUUCAGAAAGGAAACCAAAUCAGAGUACUGCGCCAUCUUUAGUGCCUAAGCAUGACCCUCAGAUCCCUUCCAGCGCAAAUGGCAUUUCCAACCAGUACCUUUCUAAAAAGCAAAGCCGCAGAAAGAAGAAAAUAGAGCGAAGGGUUGCCAGGGAUGACAUUAGUUCACCCAUGGACUUCAAGCACGUUCAACACGUGGGAUGGGAUCCUACCAAAGGAUUUGAUCUCCACAAUGUGGUCGACACGAAGCUGAGCGAUUUCUUCAAACUAGCCAACGUCUCUGCGAAAGACCUUGAAGAUGACUCAACACGAAAGUUUAUCUAUGACUUCAUAGAAAAGACCGGAGUCAUCAAUGUCCUCAAGGACGCCUCAAAUCCGUUAGUGUAGAGAUUGUACGUGUGGUGAAUGCCAUUGCUUGUGUGCCACCCCAUCCAACCCUGUGUAGGAACUUUGUUGCUACAGUUGUAUUCACCCAGACCGCGGAAGCGCUUGGGAGAAGCAAAAGGUUUCUCGUUUCAUGAUCACGAAGCAAGGGAGCCAAGGAUGAAAGAAAAGGAGAGGGGAGAACCACGUAAAGCUCAGCUUUUAAUACAGUGUGGGACAGGCGUGCUGUAGCCCCACGAUAACAAAACUAUUUCCAACAUUUCUAUUCAUAUUCUUGUUCAUUCCUCUAUUCAUAUACAAAUAAAAAUGUACCAUGA